This is a messenger RNA of Papaver somniferum (opium poppy), 1240 nucleotides long. RefSeq names its product delta(3,5)-Delta(2,4)-dienoyl-CoA isomerase, peroxisomal-like. Gene Ontology annotation, molecular function: delta(3,5)-delta(2,4)-dienoyl-CoA isomerase activity. Lineage: Eukaryota; Viridiplantae; Streptophyta; Magnoliopsida; Ranunculales; Papaveraceae. The transcript is spliced from 2 exons. The record is from RefSeq and is a predicted model, not a curated record. Gene Ontology annotation, cellular component: peroxisome. Bases 138 to 968 code for a protein of 276 amino acids.
GUCAUUUCGUAUCCAAGUGCGAAUUUCGAGGUAAAAAAAAUAAAAAAGGUCAUCUGAAAUAUAGUAGUCCGAUUCGACGAUUAAACACAGGAUACUGAAACUAACUUACCCUUUAGAGAAAAAAAAAAAAAACUAAGAUGGAAAUUCCUAAAUUCAAAACCCUUGAAAUCAUCCAAAAAUCCCCAAAUCCCUCAGUUUUCCAUAUCCUUCUCAACAAUCCAUCUCUCAAAAACGCCCUUUCUCUUGAUUUCUUCACUGAAUUCCCCAAAGCCCUAAUUUCUUUGGACCAAAACCCUGAGGUUAAUGUAAUCAUUCUUUCUGGUCAUGGUGAUCAUUUCUGUUCAGGUAUCGAUUUCAAUGCUUUCAAUACGUUAAUGAAGUCUCAAUCAAAGGAUCAAGGAAGGGUUAGAGAACGUUUUCGUCGUGAUAUUAAAGGUUUACAAAAUGCGAUGACAGCAAUUGAACGGUGUAGGAAAGUUGUGAUUGCAGCGAUACAUGGUGCUUGUAUUGGUGGUGGUAUCGAUCUUAUAACUGCUUGUGAUAUUAGGUAUUGCACUAAGAAUGCAUUCUUUUGUUUGAAGGAAGUUGAUUUGGCUAUUACUGCUGAUCUUGGGACGCUUCAGAGGUUACCGGGAAUUGUGGGCUAUGGGAAUGCAGUCGAAUUGGCUUUAACUGCGAGGAGAUUUACGGGGGAAGAAGCUAAGGAUUUUGGUUUGGUUUCCAAAGUUUUUGAAUCCAAGAGUGCAUUGGAUGAGGGUGUCUAUGCUGUUGCUGAGGGGAUUGCAAUGAAGUCUCCGCUUGCAGUUGUCGGAACGAAAGAGGUAUUGUUAAGAAGCAGAGACAUGAGUGUGGAUCAGGGAUUGGAUUACGUUGCUACCUGGAAUUCAGCGAUGCUUCCAUCUGCCGAUUUAACUGAGGCAGUCUCAGCCCAAAUCCAAAAGAGAAAACCCACAUUCGCUAAGCUUUGAGUUCUGAUAUUACUGGAGCCAAAAUACAAAUGCAUACUAAUAAAUCACCAGGUAUCUUAUCUGUCUAUUUUGUUAUUGUAAUAAGAGUAGAAUGUUAUAUAAACUGAAAUACAGAAUACAUACAAAUUAUGUGCCUCCAGUUUUCAUUUCCUUUUCUUGUAUUGCAGUUUUAUGUACAAACUGGGUAUAUUUGGUUAAAUCUUUUAAACAUGUAAAAUUAGUAGACAAUUUCAGAAUUCCUUUUGAAGCUUUAAAAAAAGUAUUGCCCUGUA